Molecule: messenger RNA, 890 nt
Organism: Blastomyces dermatitidis ER-3
Lineage: Eukaryota; Fungi; Ascomycota; Eurotiomycetes; Onygenales; Ajellomycetaceae
Exons: 2
Coding region: 108-839 (243 amino acids)
Source: RefSeq, a predicted model, not a curated record
UGUAGUGAGCCCAAUAUCAGCGACAUCAAGUCUCGCAUAUUUGCCCAUACGAGCAGCUAUCAGGUACCACUCAGUUUACAUAUAAUCCAUAUAAAUUCUUUUCAUCCAUGUCAGACACUUUCUUCGGGUCAAUCGGGAAGGAGGGCACCAUAUACCGUGACGAGGCAGGAUUCGAUGACAACUUCAAGCUCGACAUCGAUUUUGCGAAGAUGGAGUUUGAGGAAACCCUAAAUGUCUCAGAAGCGUCCUCCAUAUUUCAUGUCAACUACUGUGGCAAGCCACGGGUCUUGAAAGUGUUCCACAAUAAUGGGGAUCCCGGGUACGCCCGCGAUCGUAUUCGAGAUUUGGACCGCUCUCGCUGCGAGAUCAGAGCCUAUUGUAGGCUUAAACGGUCCAAAAUAUGUGAUUCUGGCGCUGUGCCCAAUUUCUAUGGUUUUAUGCUAGCCAUCGACCCAGCCAACUGUGCUCCUUAUCUAGACGCCUUUCGACAUGACACAGAUUUUCCAAGUGCCAUUCUGAUCGAGUACCUGCCAAAGCCUUUGGUGAUGAACUGCGUUACUUAUACAACAGAACGUAUGCAGAAAGCUGUCAUUGGCAUUCAGCAAAUUCAUUUGGCUUUAGUCGAGCAUAAUGAUCCUUACCCAAAGAAUAUUCUCAUCGUUCCUAGUGAUCAAGAGAGGGUUAUAUGGGUUGAUUUUGAUGUUGCGAUUGUUUAUCCCAACGACACAUACAUUGAAAAGAAGGGACGUGGCCGGAUUGAGUUUGAAACUGAAGUUGUUGAAGGCUUCGGACGGCUACUUGUUCGUCGCCGCAGACAACACAUUUCUCCAUUUUUCUGAUUCGAUAGGGACUGACAAGUUUUAUAGGAAGAAGAUCAAAAUAAGUGUCUG